This is a messenger RNA of Hevea brasiliensis (rubber tree), 652 nucleotides long. RefSeq lists its product as uncharacterized. The record is from RefSeq and is a predicted model, not a curated record. NCBI's taxonomy places the organism in Eukaryota, Viridiplantae, Streptophyta, Magnoliopsida, Malpighiales, Euphorbiaceae. The coding region runs from base 36 to 476 and encodes 146 amino acids. The transcript has a single exon.
UCAUCCAACGCCUUCUCUUUCAAAGCCUUAUAUAGAUGCUCUCCUUCAUUAUCACUUCCAAUACUUGUAUAUUUGCACUUCUCUCUCUUUCUUUUUCUUGCUCUCUUCCUCGAACUGUAAUAGAGAAAAUGAGUCUAGUAAUGAGGAGAUCGUCCUAUGGUUACUCAAAGUUGGAUAAAGAAGAUCCUGAAGAUAUAAUUCAUCGACGAGCUCAGUUCUUGAUCUACAAAGCCCUGCAACAUGCGGAUUCAAGAAGAAAGCCAUCGUUUCUGAGGAUCAGAUUAUGUAGACUAAAGGUGAAGAUUGGGAAGAAAUUAAAGAAGUUGAGGAAGAGCAUGUUGUUAAGCAUUUCUUCUGCCAGAGUUAGGAUGUAUAAGCAAGUUGCCAAUCCAUGGAAGCGCUUGUUUGGCAGUGAAAAUGCCAUUGCCGGUCUUCCCCUUUGUGUUGGCUUGAAGUUGAACCCCUGCAAGUUCUAAUGAUUUCUUAAUUUUCAAUUUUUGCUUAAUUCUCAAGGAUUUGCGAAUCCAUAUGCUAUUAUAUACAUAUAGAUAUAUCAAUCACUCAAUAGAAAUGAGAAAUUAUAUGUACUGUUUUAUAAGCAUUUCAAGUAGCUUAAUUGACUCUUGGGAUAUAUAUGUUGCGAGGAUCUACA